Penicillium arizonense is the source of this 234-nucleotide messenger RNA. RefSeq lists its product as uncharacterized. The record is from RefSeq and is a predicted model, not a curated record. The transcript has 2 exons. The coding region runs from base 1 to 234 and encodes 77 amino acids. Lineage: Eukaryota; Fungi; Ascomycota; Eurotiomycetes; Eurotiales; Aspergillaceae.
AUGCCCUGGCACCCACUGAAGGCGAAGCGCGAAUCCCGCCGCUUGAACCUCUGUGGCCGCCUGGAUAAUGGCAUGGAUGACCCUUUGUCCGGAUUUGUUUCCCGCUUCUUAGGCGCUGGUGAGAAGUUUGAACACUGUGCUGAUAGCAUAGAAAAUGCCAAUCGGCGCCGCUACGUGGACCGACCACCGGUCCAUCGGUCCUACCUGGACCUGUUGCGACUCUAUGACCUCUAG